This is a messenger RNA of Medioppia subpectinata, 1059 nucleotides long. NCBI's taxonomy places the organism in Eukaryota, Metazoa, Arthropoda, Arachnida, Sarcoptiformes, Oppiidae. The record is from the annotation of a GenBank genome assembly.
AUGUAUUGCUCGAUUGUAAGCCAACAAACGAGAGCGACGGUCAACGACAUGACAAUCGCCAAACGUAUGGCUCUAUUGGUGUUCACAGACUUUGUCUGUUGGGCGCCGAUAGCCUUCUUCGGUCUGACGGCCAUCGCUGGCCACCCAUUGAUAGACGUGCCAAAGUCCAAGUUCCUCCUGGUCACUUUCUAUCCGCUUAACUCCUGCGCCAAUCCAUUCCUCUACGCCAUACUCACCAAACAAUAUCGGCGCGACUUUUUCAUACUCGUGUCCAGAUAUGGCUUCUGCACCAAACGGGCCAUGAAGUACAAGAACGCCUCAUCUCACGGCCAGAUCCGCGUCCACACUGUCCGCAGCAAUAAUGCCGGUAACGGUCGGUCCAAUAAUAGCCACUCUAACGACUCCACCCAUGAGAUCGUUAGGAUUACAUCGAAAAAUGGUUUAACGAAUAAUAUCAGCGAUUCGUCUAAUAAUAAGAAGAAGAAUAAGAAAGAUAAAAGAAGAAAGCAUUCCCUGGAAUUCAUGUCAUCGGAUGAGGACGAGAGCACGAGUAGCGCAAUGCACAGGUCGUCUCCGCACCCGAUCCGCCGGUCGGACACCAAACUGAACCGUUUGCCGAGUGUAGAGCAGAGGGAAAUCCUGGCCCGAGUGCUCCAGAAGGACGGCAGCGGCAAACAGUCGUCCACGUCGUCCACCACCCGGUGUUGUCUGACGUGUGCGGCACUCAAACACACGUCCAGCACCUGUAAGCUUAAGAUGUGCUCGGCUUGCAUACAGCGCGACAGCAGUUCUGGCGAGAAAAGUGUUAUUGAUUACGAUUCCCAGCUCUUGCGGUGGACAACCAAAACGACGGGCACCGGCACUGUCUGCACGUCAUCGUCGGGCGGCAAAUCGUGUUCCCUCUGCUGUUCGGCCAAAGCGGCUGCCAUUGCCGGCAGUGGCGGCACCGGCUGUACCCCACUCUGCGCUACCGACGCCCCACUUGUCUACAGUUGCGAGAAUCAAAGCUAUGUUGUGAGCAGUCAUUCCAAUAGCGCUAACGAAGACACAGAGAUCUAA